This is a messenger RNA of Spirodela intermedia, 1872 nucleotides long. The record is from the annotation of a GenBank genome assembly. NCBI's taxonomy places the organism in Eukaryota, Viridiplantae, Streptophyta, Magnoliopsida, Alismatales, Araceae.
AUGGCAUCCGCACCGCCACCGACGGCCCCAUCGGCAGUGCCAUCGCCGGGAGUCGGAUCUCCCCAUCCCGCUCCAUCCACUCCUUUCUUGUCCCACGUUUCCACAUCUGACCACAACCUCAGUAUCAACCCUAGCCACAAUCCCUCUGCCUCCGGCGGCUCUGCCGGAAAGCCCGAUCUCCCAACCACGGCAACGGAAUUGGCUGCCGCGGGGACGGCCCCCUCGAAUGGCCCGACGAAGAUCCCGUUCCGUCCCAGAAGGACAAGGAAACUCGCCGCCACCUGCUCCCCCGCCAAGCCAGAGACUGACGACAAGGUGGAUCCCGGCGCUGCCUCUCAAGAAGGCAACAAUGGUGCCAUAGUUGUCGCCGGGAAAGUGGUGAACCACAACCAUCCACGGGCAGUCUACCGCGUGCCACUUCGCCACCUGUUCACCCUCCUCAUCCUACUCAUGGUCGUCAUAAUCAUCGAGGCGAGCCGCACAAGCGGCGAUGACCUCUACCAGCUCUGGCACGAUCUUUGGUACAAUCUUUUCGGCUUAAUUGUUUGCUCUACCUUCCUCUUAUUUGGCUCCACUGUCUAUUGCAUGACCCGCCCUCGCACCAUCUACCUUGUCGACUACGCCUGCUACCGUGCGCCAGAUGCGCUCCGUGCCCCCUUCAGCAAGUUCAUGAAGCACUCUAGGUUGAGUGGUGCCUUUGAUGAAUCGUCCCUUGAGUUCCAGCGCAAGAUCCUUGAGCGCUCUGGGCUUGGUGAGGAAACAUACUUCCCUGAGGCCAUGCACUGCCUGCCGCCCCAGCCUUCCAUGGCUACUGCACGUGAAGAGGCUGAGCAAGUCAUGUUUGGUACACUCGAUAUCCUCUUCUGCAAUACUUCUGUUCGGCCGAAAGACAUUGGCAUCCUGGUGGUCAACUGUAGCUUGUUCAACCCCACGCCGUCCCUUUCUUCCAUGAUUGUGAAUCGGUACAAGCUUAGGGGCAACAUCCUCAGCUUCAACCUGGGUGGUAUGGGCUGCAGUGCUGGUGUUAUUGCUGUUAACCUCGCAAAGGACCUCCUUCAAGUCCAUAGCAACACCUAUGCCGUUGUUGUCAGCACUGAGAACAUCACCCAGAACUGGUAUUUUGGCAAUCGCAAGUCCAUGCUCAUACCAAACUGCCUCUUCCGUGUAGGUGGAGCAGCUCUUCUCCUGUCCAACAUUGCAGCUGACCGCCAAAGGGCCAAGUACAAACUUUUGCAUGUUGUCCGAACCCACCGAGGAGCUGAUGACAGGUCAUUCAGAUGCGUUUACCAAGAACAGGAUGACACGGGCAGGGUUGGUGUCUCCUUGUCUAAGGAUCUUAUGGCUAUUGCUGGUGAGGCCCUUAAAACGAAUAUUACGACCCUUGGGCCUCUUGUCCUGCCCAUUAGCGAACAACUACUUUUCUUUGCAACACUUGUGAUAAGGAAGUUAUUCAACGCCAAAGUAAAGCCCUAUAUUCCAGACUUCAAGCUCGCAUUUGACCACUUCUGUAUCCACGCGGGAGGUAGGGCAGUGAUCGAUGAGCUAGAAAAGAACCUUCAGCUCCUUCCGAUCCAUGUGGAGGCCUCCAGGAUGACCCUGCACCGUUUUGGGAACACGUCAUCUAGUUCCAUCUGGUACGAGCUGGCGUACGUGGAGGCUAAGGGGCGGAUGCGGAGGGGAGACCGCAUCUGGCAGAUUGCAUUUGGGAGUGGGUUUAAGUGCAACAGUGCCGUCUGGCAGGCUCUCCAAACUGUUAAGCCUUCUCCAAACAACCCGUGGCAUGACUGCAUCGAUAGGUACCCUGUGGAAUUGGCGGAUAGUGUAACAGUUGUGGAGAUGGAAAAAACAGCAGCCUUUGUGUCAGCGCAUUGA